Molecule: messenger RNA, 2228 nt
Organism: Amphibalanus amphitrite
Lineage: Eukaryota; Metazoa; Arthropoda; Thecostraca; Balanomorpha; Balanidae
Product: cytochrome P450 26B1-like
Exons: 11
Coding region: 454-1797 (447 amino acids)
Biological process (GO): sterol metabolic process
Molecular function (GO): oxidoreductase activity, acting on paired donors, with incorporation or reduction of molecular oxygen; monooxygenase activity; iron ion binding
Source: RefSeq, a predicted model, not a curated record
GGUGCAUGCAGGUUGAGGUGCAUGAUGGUGCAUGCUUGGAGAAAUCUAGAGUUCAGUGGAGAAAUCAAACGAUACGGCCUUGAUCAAACGCGUCUCUGGGUAAGCCUGGGAAGCCCAAGACCAUAAGCCCACAGUUGAGCGAAUAGCGAUAGUGCUUAUCGAGCUGCGGAGGUGUUGGGGAGUGUGGUAGUGCCUGUCCGUGCUUGUCCGGUGACUUCUUGGACCACCGAAGCUUGAAACGUUAUUUCUCGGAAAGCCAAUGAACUGAAGUGAUAAGGAGCUGAAGGCUGAAGAUAUCACCAAAGGCAGAAGAUGAAGCCAGAUGCUGAGGACUGACGACUGCCAAGCGGAGAGGCAGCAGCAGCGGCGGUCUGAGGGAAGCCGUGCGGCAGCACUCGGCCGUCUGAGCUCUGAGGCCGCGCUCCGAGGGCCGCCAGCUGAAAACCUUCGCUGAUGGGGGCCAGAAGCCGUUCAGCCUCACCGUUCAGAAAAUUAGACUCCGGCGGUGGACUCCGGCCGGUUCGUCCGCCGGGCAGUGCCGGACGUACCCUGCUCUCGGACCGCUCCGUGGAACUGUGGCGCGACCCGGUGCGCUUUGUCAGCGCCGGCGUGGAGCAGCACGGCGCGCGCGCCUUCCUCACCCGGCUGCUGCUGCGGCCCACCGUGGUGCUGGCCGACAACCGGGCCGUCCGACACCUGCUGCGGGAUCGGGAGACGUUCCAUUGCGGUCUCCGCGACAUGUUUAUGCCUCUUCUGGGUGAAAACCUGGUGUUCAUGGAAGGGGAUCGAGCUGACUCCAUUCGGGCCAGCCUACACGGCCUGUUCAGCUCAGAAACGGCCACCAACUACCAGGCGAUCACGGAGUGGGUCACCCGCCACUGGCUGGAGCAGCUGGACUCUGACCGGCCGGUCGACCUGUACGCCGCCUUCAAGCAGCUCUCGAUGGAGCUGAACCUGGCCGUGUUUCUCGGCCUGGAGCGACGGGAGCGCGGAGCUGACGUGGCUGCCGUGACAGACAUCGCCACCACCCACUGGCACGGACUGUACGCGCUGCCCGUGUCGGUCAGCGUGCCGUUCGCCACCUCCUCCUCCUACAAACAGGCCAUGGACGCCAAGGAGCAGUUGCUCACACUGGCCGACCAGAUGCUCCGAGAUGACGCACAGUCCGCGUUCAUCGAGUCCCUAAAGCUGGCUGUGGAGGACCCGGAGACUCGCAGGAACCACCUGCUGCUUUGCGCGUCGGCCAUGAUACCCAAGGCGCUGGCCUCGUUACUCACGUCAGCUAUAGUGGCGUCACCCCAAUGGAAGGAGCGCUACGUGUCCGAUGACGGUGACAUCAGCGAUGACGACCUGACCUGCGUCCUGCUGGAGGUACAGCGGCUCUAUCCGCCCUUCUUCGGCGGUCGGAGGCUGGUCACCAGGGACGCCCAGGUGGGAGAGUACCUGGUGAGUCGCGGCCAGGCCGUCGUGUACGGAACGGCGGCCGCCCACCGCGACCCGGCCGUGUUCCCCAACGCCGACACCUUCGACCCGGAGCGGUGGAGGACUAGCAACAAGAACGACCAGGACAAGCUGUUUUGUUUCGGAGGCGGACCACGGGCUUGCAUCGGCCAAAAGAUGUACCAGCAUAUCCUAAAGGUGGCGUGUCGGAUGUUCAUCUCCGAGUUCGACUGGCACCUCCCUGCCACCUGGCGGCCGACCUGGAAACACCUGCCCGUGAGCCGUCCCACCAACCUGCCAUCACUGGUGCUGAGUCGGCGCUCCGAAGCCGAGCAGUGGCAGGACGCCACAUCGUGACCUGCCUGACUGAUCUGAGCCGAGACACUCUGUAGGAUGCUAGUCCGAUGACGAUCUGAUCUACAGCAUCACUCAGGGUGCCGAUAUUCUACCCGAGACAGGAUGAUUUUUAUACUCACGGCAGCGUGAGACUGCACAAUGUGGGUGAGGGAUUCGAACGAACUACAUUCCAUUGAUAGUACGAACAAGUGCAAGUGUCUGUGAUGCUUGGCCAGCCAUAACGAACAAAUGUUGCACUGAGGAACAAUGUCACUCUUCUCUGUGAUACUUGAGGAAUCGAGGAUCUAUGUUAUUUCUACAAGUAUUUCUACAAAUCGUGUAGUUUCACCUUGCUGCCUUCUGUUUUUACAAGUAUUGCGUAACGGUGGUUGUGAACGAAAUGCAGAGUUUUAGUGUACGUUUUCUAGUACAAUAUAAUUAUACAUUCGUUA